This is a messenger RNA of Oncorhynchus kisutch (coho salmon), 5261 nucleotides long. Its product is annotated as hematopoietically-expressed homeobox protein hhex. The transcript is spliced from 4 exons. The coding region runs from base 145 to 993 and encodes 282 amino acids. Gene Ontology annotation, molecular function: RNA polymerase II cis-regulatory region sequence-specific DNA binding; DNA-binding transcription factor activity, RNA polymerase II-specific. NCBI's taxonomy places the organism in Eukaryota, Metazoa, Chordata, Actinopteri, Salmoniformes, Salmonidae. Gene Ontology annotation, biological process: cell differentiation; regulation of transcription by RNA polymerase II. The record is from RefSeq and is a predicted model, not a curated record.
AGCUUUAACUGAGGUCACACUCACCAGCCAACUCAUGGAGAGAGAGAGAGAGAGGCGCCUAUAGGUUUCCUACACUUCUUCCUUUGACAGCAGAAGAUAAUAUAGUUGAAUAGAGAUAUUAUUCAGUAUCAGUACAGUGUGAUCAUGCAGUACCAACACAGUGCGCCUUCAGCCAUGGGUGUUCCUCUUUACGCGCCGACCCCUAUCCAACCCGUCCACCCAACUCCUUUCUACAUCGAAGACAUCCUGGGGAGAAAUGAGACCCUGACCCAGUCUUCAGCGGUGGUCUCCACGCCAAAUCUACCGUCACCCAAUUCAUCCUUCACCAGUUUGGUCUCUCCGUACCGGACCCCCAUCUAUGAACCGACACCGAUCCACCCUGCGUUCUCUCACCACGCUGCGCUCACCGCCACGUAUGCCUCCGGGGCUUUCGCUAAUUCACUGUAUCCAUUCCACCGCUCUAUGGGGGACUAUACUCUGAUCAGGCACGACCCGCUUGGUAAACAACUUCUAUGGAGCCCGUUCAUUCAGCGUCCACUGCACAAGAGAAAAGGUGGACAAGUCCGAUUCUCCAACGACCAGACAAUAGAGCUGGAAAAGAAGUUUGAGACACAGAAAUACCUUUCACCCCCCGAACGAAAACGACUGGCUAAAAUGUUGCAACUGAGUGAACGACAGGUGAAGACGUGGUUCCAAAAUCGAAGAGCCAAGUGGAGGCGACUGAAGCAGGAGAACCCUACCGGCAGUAAGACAGAUCUGGAGGACGAUAGCACCGGGAGAAACUGCGAGGAGGGACCGGAGUCCGGUGUGAGCCUCAGUCCGGGCCGGGACCAGAGAUGUAGGGCUACAGAGAUGACGCACACUCACAGUCGGUUGCAGUGUUCCACGUCGCCUCUAUCACAAGGACAAAUAGAGUCAGACAUUUCAGACGAUACAGACCAAGAGCUGGACAUAGAAGAUGACAUGGAGUUCCCACUGAAUCCACCGAUAUGAAGUCAUCAGAUCAGUGUUUACAGGUCAAUCUGGACGUUGUCCCACUGGGUGACUGACGGCCCGGGAAGAGGACCAAUAGCCCGUCAGUAAACAUUGUUGUAGCAUCUUUCUGGGACAUAGAUUUGUUUUUGUAUAUAAAUACCUGUAUAUUUUGUGAUGUUGUUUUAUUGUCAUUAUGAGUUUAAAAAAAAUAAAAAUUAAUUGAGCAAAAAAUGAGCGUCGGAACGGUUAGGCAUGUUUUACUCUAGGACGCCCACAAACCUCACUGGACGUGAACGUGAGCAUUUCACGGUACUGACGUAUACAAUUUGAUAUGAAGAUCCCCUCGUACCGGUUAAAAACACGAAAGGACGUAUGUGGAAGUAGUUUAGUGACAUUUAUUUUUUGUUAAAUAUUGGUACAAGUAUUAAAAUACAAUCCUGAUCUUUCUUAUACCUCUCAGAUAUAGGACAGACACUUUAAAACAACCUUCCUUUUGAUGCAUUUUUUUGUUGUCGACUAAAUCAAAAAGCUAAAUGUUUCUUGGUAUGACCAUCUUAACACAAUUCCAUAUGUUAGUUUAGUAGAACCCUUUUGAAAUACACUCUUAAUUAAACUAACGAUAUCUGGGCUGCGUCUCAAUAUACCACAUCCGCGGAUUUUGGCGCUGAUUUUGGGGCUGAUUCUGACGCUGGUUUUGGCGCUGGUUCUGGGUUUUGUAGAUGGGAUGCAGUUUAUGUCAGAAUUUACCAUAAUUGACUUUUGCGUAGCAGGUGUGUUUGUCAGACCAUUACGUGACGUCCCAAAAAUCUGUCUUCUCAGGAAAAUGUCUCCAGAGUCUAAACAGUUUUGUUUUGCUUUACCACGCCCACAAGACUGUCUGAAGGGAACCCAGACCUGACUGUCUGAAGGGAACCCAGACCUGACUGUCUGAAGGGAAUCCAGACCUGACUGUCUGAAGGGAACCCAGACCUGACUGUCUGAAGGGAAUCCAGACCUGACUGUCUGAAGGGAACCCAGACCUGACUGUCUGAAGGGAAUCCAGACCUGACUGUCUGAAGGGAACCCAGACCUGACUGUCUGAAGGGAACCCAGACCUGACUGUCUGAAGGGAACCCAGACCUGACUGUCUGAAGGGAACCCAGUACUGACUGUCUGAAGGGAACCCAGACCUGGCUGUUUGAAGGGAACCCAGUACUGACUGUCUGAAGGGAACCCAGACCUGACGGUCUGAAGGGAACCCAGACCUGACUGUCUGAAGGGAACCCAGACCUGACUGUUUGAAGGGAACCCAGUACUGACUGUCUGAAGGGAACCAGACCUGACUGUCUGAAGGGAACCCAGACCUGACUGUCUGAAGGGAACCCAGACCUGACUGUUUGAAGGGAACCCAGUACUGACUGUCUGAAGGGAACCCAGACCUGACGGUCUGAAGGGAACCCAGACCUGACUGUCUGAAGGGAACCCAGACCUGACUGUUUGAAGGGAACCCAGACCUGACUGUCUGAAGGGAACCCAGACCUGACUGUCUGAAGGGAACUUAGUACUGGGCCAGGAAAAUGACUGGUGAAGUGAAAAGGCUAUUUCUACGCCAAAGGGUCAUUCCACAGUUAAACUAUUAUAAAUCAAUCCUGAGCUUUCUUAUAGUGCUCAGAUAUAAGACAGACACCUCAAAACAUACUUAUUGUUUUAAAUGUAAUUUAGUUGCCUGUCUGACCAUCACUAGCCACAUCUCAGAAUGUCCUUUUGGUUGAAAAGGCCUUGUCUGUUGGGUUUUCUCCGUCGAAUGGAAAGCCUUUAGAAAUGUAUUCUAAACUCAGUGUAUUUUUCAUAGAUUAUUAAUAAACAGUAUUUAGUGAUAAGAAAUCUUCAUUAAUCUUGAUGAUUAUUGAACACUCGUAUCGUCACGAUAAGGGAUCAUGCAUAACCAACUGGUGACUCAUUGUCGUCACGAUAAGGGACCAUGCCCGACCAACUGGUGACCCAUUGGAGGGGAGAAAAGUCCAUGUCAGUGUGUAAUGACACUUCAGUGAUAAAGACGUGUUGUCGUCAGAUAUUCACUUGGACAUUUUAACAGCUUCUGUGCGUCAUCACUUGGUUGCUGAGAAAAGACGAGGGAUGUGUCAAGUGUCUUUAUCACGUCUUCAGUUCAAUAUAGCUUCCUGGAUCCCCUUAGUUACCAAUAGAAAUACUGGUAGAAACAAGGCUUCCAAAACGGUUCUUCAGCUGUCCCCGUACCAUAACCCUGUUGGGUUCCAGGUAGAGCCCUUUUUGGGUUCCAGGUAGAACCCCUUUGGGUUCCAGGUAGAACCCUUUUUGGUUCCAGGUAGAACCCUUUUUGGUUCCAGGUAGAACACUUUUUUGUUCCAUGUAGAACCCUCUGUAGAAAGGGUUCUCCUAUGGGGACAGCUGAAGACCCCUUAAAGGUUCUAGAUAGCACAUUUUUCUUGUCUAAGAGUGUAUCUUCCUUUUAAGUUAAAAAUUAAUUUCCUUGUAAAUGUGCUCAAUGGUUUCUACUCUAUUCCUAUUGGUUAUUGACUAAAUCCAUGUUAUGAGUGUGAAUACAGGACAUGCCUUCCAUUUCCAGGAAGCCUAUUUCCUGUUGAAUCAUCAGGAUGUAGACCUGGUACAUUGUUCAUCACAGCUCUGUUGAAUCAGGAUGUAGGCCUGGUACAUUGUCCAACACAGCUCUGUUGAAUCAUCAGGAUGUAGACCUGGUACAUUGUCCAACACAGCUCUGUUGAAUCAGGAUGUAGACCUGGUACAUUGUUCAACAACACAGCUCUGUUGAAUCAUCAGGAUGUAGACCUGGUACAUUGUCCAACAUAGCUCUGUUGAAUCAGGAUGUAGACCUGGUACAUUGUCCAACAACACAGCUCUGUUGAAUCAUCAGGAUGUAGACCUGGUACGUUGUUCAACACAGCUCUGUUGAAUCAGGAUGUAGACCUGGUACAUUGUCCAACAACACAGCUCUGUUGAAUCAGGAUGUAGACCUGGUACAUUGUCCAACACAGCUCUGUUGAAUCAUCAGGAUGUAGACCUGGUACAUUGUUCAUCACAGCUCUGUUGAAUCAUCAGGAUGUAGACCUGGUACAUUGUUCAUCACAGCUCUGUUGAAUCAGGAUGUAGACCUGGUACAUUGUCCAACACAGCUCUGUUGAAUCAGGAUGUAGACCUGGUACAUUGUUCAACAACACAGCUCUGUUGAAUCAUCAGGAUGUAGACCUGGUACAUUGUCCAACACAGCUCUGUUGAAUCAUCAGGAUGUAGACCUGGUACAUUAUUCAACACAGCUCUGUUGAAUCAGGAUGUAGACCUGGUACAUUGUCCAAUACAGCUCUGUUGAAUCAUCAGGAUGUAGACCUGGUACAUUGUCCAACACAGCUCUGUUGAAUCAUCAGGAUGUAGACCUGGUACAUUGUCCAACACAGCUCUGUUGAAUCAUCAGGAUGUAGACCUGGUACAUUGUCCAACACAGCUCUGUUGAAUCAUCAGGAUGUAGACCUGGUACAUUGUUCAACACAGCUCUGUUGAAUCAGGAUGUAGACCUGGUACAUUGUUCAACACAGCUCUGUUGAAUCAUCAGGAUGUAGACCUGGUACAUUGUCCAACACAGCUCUGUUGAAUCAUCAGGAUGUAGACCUGGUACAUUGUUCAACAACACAGCUCUGUUGAAUCAGGAUGUAGACCUGGUACAUUGUUCAACACAGCUCUGUUGAAUCAUCAGGAUGUAGACCUGGUACAUUGUUCAACACAGCUCUGUUGAAUCAUCAGGAUGUAGACCUGGUACAUUGUUCAACACAGCUCUGUUGAAUCAUCAGGAUGUAGACCUGGUACAUUGUUCAACACAGCUCUGUUGAAUCAGGAUGUAGACCUGGUACAUUGUUCAACACAGCUCUGCUCUUCAUCCACUCCUCUACCUGCAGAUUGAACAUUACAUAGCUUCUCAUUCAGCAGAAAGACAAACCCCUACAGAGUUUACAUGAAGCAAUAUGACCUGCAAUGAACUAAGCUCUGAGAGUGUGUGAUAAAUAUUUAAACUGUAUGCACCUACGUGAAUACUCAUCGGGUUCAAUGGCCCGUAGAUCACCUAGACCAUCCCAAAACCAAUAGAAUGUACAUUGAUUUUCACCUGUAUUGUGUAAUGGUUCACAAAUUGUGCUCAAUAGAAUCAACAACGGUGAAAGAACACACAGUUUGGUCUGUGGAUAUUAGGUGAAACAUUGAGUGGAUUGCUUCAGGCUCCAAAGGCCCCGUCUGAUAGACAUAUAAAUAAAUAGAGUCCCUCA